AUAUUGAAGAAUAAUAUGUGUGAUGCAGUCUUAAAGGAAUAAUAAAAUAUUUUAGGACAAGAGUUUUUAUUUUAAACCCGUAAAUAACAUAAAGGAUAUAGAAAAUAUGAAAUUUGAUAUUGUUCAUAAAUAUCUGACUAUAGCUUUUGGGCAUAUAGGUUGUGUUUUAGCUAAAUGGCCUCUACAUUUUCUCGUUCUGGUUAUAAUCAUAUGUGGAGCUUUAAGUGGAGGUGUUGCUUUACUAGAUUUUGGUAAGAAGCACGACAUCGAACAGCUUUACGCUCCUGAGAACAGUGAAGCCUUAGACGAGAAGGCUAGAAUGAGAAGGAUCUUUAAAGAGGAUGAAAAUGGCCUGUUUAAUGUUGUUAGAUCUUCUGAAAUAGGAGAAUUGUGCUCCGUCGUUGUUGAAUCAAAUACUAACGAUUCAAAUAUAUUCAAGAGAGAAACAAUAGAAGAUAUACUAAAAAUUUAUAAGACGAUUAAAGAUGCGAAAACUGGAGAAUAUGGUUGGAAAGAUGUUUGUGCAAAAUGGAAAACCGACUGCGUAGUAAAUGCUUAUCUAGAAACCUUACUAAACAUGAAUGCUGCCAAUUUUGGUCCAGUAUCUUAUCCAGCUCAUAUGAAGCCCAUUCCAAAUCUACCUCCAGGUCAAGGUUUACCUUUACCAAUGGCUGAUAUUUUUGGCAGUUGUAAUGUUAUAAAUGGUACUAUUGUAUCAUCUGAAGCCUUUCAAAUGUUAUUUUACCUUAGAAAAAAUGUUACAUAUACAAGAGAUUGGGAAAAAGAGAUGCUCAACAUUGUUGAGAAUCUUACAAAAUAUUAUCCUAAUUUUAAAAUUCAAAGAUAUUGCUCCCUUUCCAUUCCAGAAGAAAUGUUGAAGAAUACAGAGCAUAUGAUUCCAAAAUUCUGUAUAGUUAUUGGUGCAGUUGCUAUUUUGUGUAUAAUAGCAAAUCUAAGUACCGAUAUAGUCGUGGCUAAACCCUAUUUAGGUCUUGCAGCCUUGAUUACGUCGAUAUUAAGUGCUCUAUCUGCAUUUGGCCUAAUUGGAUACUGCAAUGUAAUGUUCACCGAUCUGUCUUUCUUAUCAGUCUUUCUUGUAAUUGGUAUUGGAGUGCAAGAUUCUUUCGUUAUAACAACAGCUUGGAGGAGAACAAUAAAUGAGCAAAGCGUUCAAGAAAGAAUGAUGAAAACUAUGGAAGAAGCUGGCGUUGCAAUAACAUUAACUUCAGUCACAAAUGUUGUUGCAACAGCAAUUGGGGCAAUUAGUCCCUUCCUAGCAGUUCGAAUACUCUGCCUCUACACUGCAGUGGGCCUGUUGUUUGCUUAUAUUCUGCAAAUUCUGUUUUUCUGUCCAUGUCUCGUCUUAGCUGGUCGUUUGGAAAAUGAGAAUAGAAAUAGUAUCACAUGUCAAAUAAGCGACAAUUACAAGGAUCCAUCUCUGGAAGGUGAAACCCCGUCAGGAAUUAUGAUAUUUAUGAGAGAUCAAUACUCUAGGAUUUUACUGUCAAAACCUUCAAUGGUCGUUGUUACAAUUGUGUUUAUGGCUUAUCUUGCACUAGCCAUUUAUGGUUCAAUAGAAAAGAUAAAAGAGGGAUUGGAUGCUGAACGUGUUGUUUCAGAUAACUCAUACGUAGCUAGCUAUUAUCAGUCUCUAAGAGAACACUAUAGUAACUACACUCACCCAGUUGCUAUAGUUUUUGACAAACCACUACCUUAUUGGAAUCAAUCAGUUUACAAUAGAAUUGAAGAGCUACUUAAUAGAUUUGAAACGAAUGAAUAUUUCAACGGUGCAAAUGUCACUAUUUCAUGGACUCGAUUCCUUAAAUUGGGUCUUGCUGCUCAGGGACUUGAAUGGCCCAAUUCAGAAGCAAGUUUAUACAUACAACUUCAAUUCAUGCUCAAUUCAGCUACUGCAAAACCUAUACUUGACGUUGUUCCUUUGAAUUUAGAUAUACAAUUUAAACCUGAAUCUGGAGCCAUUAGCGCUUCAAGAAUGUUUGUUAUAUCGAAAGGAGUAUUAAAUGGAACAGCGCGUAAAGAGUUUAUGCAAGUUUCCAGAGAUAUAGUUGCAGAUUUCAAAGAUCUCAAUGUUUUUGUUUAUUCAAAUAUAUUUCCUCUGGCUGAGCAGUGGGCGAUUGUUGGUAGAGUUGCCCUUCAAAAUAUGGGUAUUGCAGCUGGUGUGAUGCUGGUCUUUUCUCUUCUUUUCAUACCAAAUCUUACUGUCAGUAUCAUCGUUACUCUGUCAAUAGGCUCUAUCUGUGUUGGAGUAAUCGGAUUUAUGUCGUGGUGGAAUGUCUACAUGGACAUUGUCGCUACAGUAGGAGGGGUGAUGUGCGUUGGUUUUGCUGUAGAUUUUAGCGCACAUUUAGCUUUUGCUUAUGUGACGAACCACUCGAAUAAAUCGAAAGCAGCUUCGGCUCUGUACGCUGUUGGUCAAGCAGUUAUAUUAGGCUGCUUAUCGACUAUACUUUGUGUUAUACCCUUAGCAACCAGUAGUACGUAUGUCUUAAGGUCUUUCUUCAAAGUCAUGUUACUGGUUGCCCUUUUCGGGGCUUUCCAUGCCCUUGUUGUACUUCCUGUCAUUCUAUCAAUGGCAGAAAUAAUUAAACAUAAGGAGGGAAACGCUGGAGUGAAUAGAACAGAUGACUUGAAACUAAAAAAGCAAGAAGAAGUGAAAAUAAAGUUUGAAAUUCAAGAUAAAAAAGCAGGUGAAGACAACUUGGGUAUGGAAAAAGAAAGUUAG
This is a messenger RNA of Dimorphilus gyrociliatus, 2743 nucleotides long. NCBI's taxonomy places the organism in Eukaryota, Metazoa, Annelida, Polychaeta, Dinophilidae. The record is from the annotation of a GenBank genome assembly.